Molecule: messenger RNA, 3554 nt
Organism: Gasterosteus aculeatus aculeatus (three-spined stickleback)
Lineage: Eukaryota; Metazoa; Chordata; Actinopteri; Perciformes; Gasterosteidae
Source: RefSeq, a predicted model, not a curated record
AUGCGCGGGGCUUUCCUUCUCACGUUGGCUCUGAUUUAUCUGUUAACUUUGACCAGCGAGGCCGACGAAGGGACUCAAGUCAAGCGGGCGCGAUGGCACCGACGCGCCGGUCUGGGACUCGCCCGGCCGGGCGCAACGGAGAGGAAGCGCCCCGUCCGACGUAACCAACCCGGGUACGGUUCAGCAGUCGCCGUGCUGGAGGUGGAGAAAGGCGUGCAGGCGGACGAGAGUCUCCCAGGAGUUCGGAGGUUCGGGCCGGGGAGAGGGGCGGCCGGACAGAUUGGUUCGCCCCGCCGCCUGCAGGGUGAGGGCGCCCCGGGAGCGAGAGCCCGGGUCACCCGGAUGCCCAGCGGCGCCGGGUCUCCGAACCUGCUGGCCAGCUUCGCGGGGAAGAACCGCGUCCUGGUGAUCUCGGCGCCGCAUGAUUCCGACGGUUACUACCGAAUGAUGAUGUCUCUUCUGAAAUCAGAUGUGUACUGCGAGCUCGCCGAGCGACACGUCCACCAGGUUGUCAUGUUCCAUCAGGAGGGCGAGAUGGGUGGCACGGUGAGGAGGAUCACCACCGAGGGGAAGGUGAUGGAGGAGCCGUUGGACACAGCCCUCAUCCCCAGACUCAUGAGCUUCCUCAAACUGGAGAAAGGUAAGUUCGGGAUGGUGCUGCUGAAGAAGACCCUGCAGGUGGAGGAGAGGUACCCGUACCCCGUGAGGCUGGAGGCCAUGUACGAGGUCAUCGACCAGUCGCCCAUGAGGAGGCUGGAGAAGCUCAGACAGAAGGGCUUCGUCCAGAAGUGCAGAGCAGCAGGUGUGGAGGGCCAGGUGGAGGAGGGCUCGCUCACAGAGACACCAAUAGAAAGAAAACCAGGGAAGAAGAUCCUGAGAAAGCCCACAACCACAGCUGCCACCACCACAACAACUACAACUGCCCGGCCAACCACCACAACAACCACCACCACUACAACCCGGCCCACCACUACGACCACCACAACCAGAGCAACAACAACAACAACCACCACCACCACCACCAAACCAACCACAACCAGAAGAACAACCACGAAACGACCCACAACCACCACCCAGAGACCCACCAGGGCCCAAACCACAGCCCCGUGGCUCCCAGUGCCCAGAACCACCGCUGAGCCGCACCUCUACGACCGCAGAGAGAAGGAGAGGUACCCGGCUAGAACCACGCCGGCUGGAGAGAACCGCGCCGACCAGGACAACAGAGAGCCACCGGGCCGCAGGCUGGUGCCGGACACGCGUAAACCCUCCAAGACCAAACCCACCAAGAGGAAGAACGGCGGAGAGAAGUUGUUGACAAAUGAGUACGAGGACAAGUACGAAGCGGGGACGCCAGCCGCCAGUGAUCCAGAGGAGACAGAAACCUUCACCGCCACUAGUCCCACCAAGAAGGCCAAGGGCAAGCACGAAAAACACGACAAGAAGAAGAAAAAGACUGACAAGGCUGCCAAGAAAGCAGAGAGGAGAGGAGGAAAGAUGGGAGGCAAGAAAAAUGGAAAGAAGCCGUCUAAGUACCCGGAGAAAGAGGACUACCCGAAGACUACCAAGAAGCCAACGCCUCCGCCAAAGGGAUCCCUGGCCUCCUUCCUGGACCACUUUGAAAACAGGAGGAGGCUGCUGCUGAUUACGUCCCCCGGCGAGGAGAACACCAUGUACGUCCAGCAGCGGGACGAGUACCUGGAGUCCGUGUGUGAAAUGGCCAUCAGGAAAGUCUCCAUCAUCACCAUCUUUGGCUCCCUGACCAACUCCACCAUGAAGAUUGACCACUACCAGCUGGAAAACGACAGGCCCAUGAAGGGUCUUCGUCAGGAGGACUUGGUGAACCAGGAUCUGAUCACAGAGCUGAGGAAAGAUUUCGGCAUGACCCAUGACGACUUUUACAUGGUCCUCUCCGACGCCGACAUGAGAGUCAAGCAAUCCUAUGAAGUUCCCAUCGCCAUGAAGGCUGUGCUCAACUACAUCGACACCUUCUCCUCCCGCAUCCGCGAGAUGGAGCAGCAGAAGAGAGACGGGAUUGUGUGCAAGAAGGAGGACAAGCCCAGAUCGCUGGAGAACUUCCUCUCCAGGUUCCGUUGGAGACGCCGACUGUUCAUCAUCUCCGCCCCCAACGACGAGGAGUGGGCCUAUCAGCAGCAGCUCUACGCCCUGACCAGCCAGGCCUGCAACCUCGGUGAGUCACCCCGACCCGACCCGUCCCCCGCAGAACCAACCGAGGCCGCUCAAUGAUCCCAACGCGUAGAGGCAGCAAUUAAAACGACGACUUGGAACUCGCCCUUUAAAGCUCGUAUUUUGUCAUCGCGGCGCCAGGUGAUGCUGUUAAGUGCACAUCCGUGGUUCUGUUGGGCCCCUGCAGUGAUGUUUUCUGUCUCUUCUGUGUUUGAGGCGCUGCGCUCGCGCUGACUUCCCUUUCUGGACCAGGAGCAAAGAAAUACACAUGCAUGAAGUGACCUUUGAUUGAUCUUUGGGUUUGGUUCAACACACAUUAACCCGUCUUAGUCUUAGUGAGACCACUUAUGAACAUUAGUCACAUGAAGAAGUUGAUUACAUGGGACCUUUGUGUUUACGGCAAGCCUGCAGCCAUCAUCAGCACCUGUGAGAGUGUCUGUGCACGUGGACGGAGGGACGCAUGAGGACACGGCGGCUCUGUUUGUUCCCCCCCACCUGACAACGGCCUUUUCAGACGGUCAAAUGUUCCACAGAUACUUAAAUCAGUCAGUGCUGUAUAUUUGAAAAAGAGAUAUUUAUCUAAACUUUGCAAAUCUCAACAGCAUGAUGCGUGACAGAUUUACAGAAGAUUAGUGUAAACUUGAAAGGGUCCAGCGUGUACUCCACCUCUCCGUGAGACCCAAUAAACGCAGUCGUCUGGAGACUCGUCUCUCUUACUUCUUCCCCCUGCACCUUGUCAGCAACUUGGAUAUAAGCCUUUGAUUGGUGUCAAUCUGCCAAUUGAUACUUUUGAUGAUAGUUCGGGAAGACAAACACAGUUGCCGUCACCUCAAACUAACAAUCGGUAUGUUUUCUCGGGGUCUCAGCGAGAGCUUUUCUUCUCGAUAUCUGCAGGAAAGCGGCGCUCUUUGUGGCGUCACUGUUUUUAUCCCCAUGUGGGAGACGCAGGUGAAGCUUGUCUUGCUUAUCAGCAGACCCAGACCGUCAGUCUGUGAGGAUUUUCUUCUCCCAUCGUGUGUUGCUCUUGGCUCCCCGCCCCGCCCCGCCCCGCCCGGACAAAGGCCCGUCCUGCUGACUGGGCUGGAGGCCCGGGAGGUUUGAUCCUGGCUCUCACCGAGUGAAGCCUGUGUUCUCCCGUGUUUAAUGCGGGCUCUCUCGCUUCAGAGGAACCAGCGUUUUGGCAGGACUCUCCGGACCACCACGUCCUCCCCCCUUUACCUGCAGCCCACCGCUUGGAUUCACAAUAACAACAAACCGCGGGCCAAUCGUCCCGGUAUAAGCCGGAGGACCGGUGGACGCAAAGGCGUUGGUCUGCACUGAACUUUCACCGUCUCUGUGUGUUUGUCCAUGCUGUCGUUGUUGCCUUGGCG